This is a messenger RNA of Taeniopygia guttata (zebra finch), 7464 nucleotides long. RefSeq names its product cingulin like 1 (gene CGNL1). The record is from RefSeq and is a predicted model, not a curated record. Gene Ontology annotation, biological process: protein localization to cell-cell junction. Gene Ontology annotation, cellular component: bicellular tight junction; myosin complex. NCBI's taxonomy places the organism in Eukaryota, Metazoa, Chordata, Aves, Passeriformes, Estrildidae.
CGGCUCCGGCGGCGAGCGCGGCUGGCGGAGAGAGCGGCGCGGAGCUGGCGGGGAUCCCCCUGCGAGACAGAGGCGACUCGGGACGGACACACUCGUACUGUCACUGCACUGCCUCUGCCUUUAGACAGUUGGCUCAUAAUCUGCAACAGACUAAAGUAAAUCUGCCUGCAAACCCAGCUGUUAGAGAAAGAAAGAAUGGCAUUUAACAUUAAAAACACAGAUAUAAUCCUCUGAUAGACAUGGAGCCAUAUUUUGCUGGUUUUAAGCACAUGCAGCAGGACUAUGAAGUCACUCUUGAACUCGCAAGUGAAGAGACUCAAACUAAAAAUGUGCAAAAUUCUAGGACAGGGUCUUAUGGUGUCAGCAUUAGAGUCCAAGGAAUCGAUGGACAUCCUUACAUAGUACUGAACAAUACAGAAGGAUGUUUGCCAGAAAAUCCUCCUCCUCCUGGAAAAGAACAGCAGGUCAUUCCUCAGACUGUAAACAAGCCAGCCACGGACUCCAGUACUGCUUUUAAGUUGGAGGACAAAAUCAGUGAACAUACAACAUUUUCUGGAACACAGCACGUGCAACCCUCUAUGCCUAAAAAAAUGCAGAUAACCAAUGUGAAUGAAAAGGAAAGCGGACUGCCAGAUUUUAAAGAUGAAACAAUGAAAUACUCAAAUCUGUUGAAUUUUCAGAGACAUCCUGAACUUUUGCAGCCUUAUGAUCCUGAAAAAAAUAACUUGAACUUGGAUAAUUACCAGUCUUCUGUAUGCAAUAAAUCUAAGUCUUUUGCAGAUGAAAAAACUGAAGCAAAGCCUUGUAUUUCCUCAUCGAAAGUAGUGUCCCUACAAAAAACAAAUACGUACCUUGCAGAGUCAACCAAAGCAAAUUCAAAAAAAAUACAUCUAAACAGAUCAGUAGAAGAUCCAAAUAAGCAGCUGCAGGAUUGUCCAAGUAGCACAAUCAGCCCAGGUGAUGUGUGUGUUUCAGAGUCAUUUUCAUCUGCAGGAGGAUCCCCCUGUGUUAGUCCCACUGCUUAUCCUGAGACAAAGAAACCUAGACCAGAUGUUCUUCCCUUCCGCAGGCAAGAUUCCACUGGGCCAGUAUUGAAUGACUCCCGAAGAUCCUCGUCCUCAUCAGCUACUCCCACUUCUGCAAAUUCCUUAUACAGAUUUUUACUGGAUGACCAAGAGUAUGCCAUCUAUGCAGACAAUGUUAACCGCCAUGAAAACAGGAGAUACAUUCCAUUCUUGCCAGGAACUGGUCGUGAUAUUGACACUGGUUCACUUCCAGCAGUAGAUCAGCUAAUUGAAAAGUUUGAUAAGAAAGUUGAUGCUCACAGAAGAGGCAGGUCAGGAAAAAGGAACAGAAUUCAUCCAGAUGAUCGUAAAAGAUCAAGAAGCGUUGAUAGUGCCUUGUCAUUAGGACUUGAUGUAAAUUCAGAUUAUUUAGGUGAAUUCAGUAAAAGCUUGGGUAAGUCAACUGAGCACUUGCUGAGACCAUCUAAAGUUUGCCUUCACAAGCAGUUAUCCAGAGAUCAAAAGUCACCUUCCAAAGAGACGAAGAUGUCUGCUCGAAGUAUUGGAAAACUGCAAAUGCCCAACAAAGACACUCAGAGUAGCAGUUUCAGCUCUUUGCAACACCAUAAACAGAAUGGAACAGAUACAGGCAGCUUGAUGGGUAGAUCAGCUACACUCCCAGGACAGAGUAAGAGAGAGGAAGUUAAAACAGUAACUUCUACUUUGUUGUUGCCAAACCGAAUUACAAUUACCCCUGAAUCAGGAGCCAAGAAGAUUUCUGUAAAAACAUGUUCAUCCGUCCCUAAUAUACAGGCAACUCCUGAUCUGCUAAAGGGCCAGCAAGAUCUUGCACAGCAAACAAAUGAAGAGACUGCUAAGCAGAUUCUUUACAAUUACCUUAAGGAAGGAAGUCCUGAUAACGACGAUGCAACAAAGAGGAAAGUGAACUUGGUUUUUGAGAAAAUUCAGACUUUAAAGUCAAGAGCUGCUGGAAAGACACAGGUUUUGGAUUCUUCGGCUGAAGUAAAAGCAUUGGUGGAACAAAAAGAAGAACUUGAAAGGAAAGUGGUAGAGUUAGAGAAAAAACUGGAUCUGGAAAUUAGGAAUCAGCAAAAUUCCAAAGAAGAGAGAGAUGCUACACGAGCAAGUCUGGAAGAUCUUCAGUUGCAGCUUGAUCAAAGUAUAUGUGAAAAGGAAGCCUUAAAAAAGCAGCUGGAAGAAAACGAGAAGGAACUCAGGCAAAACCUGGAGGAGCUUUUUCAAGUGAAGAUGGAGCAGGAAAAACACCAGACUGAGAUCAGAGAUCUUCAAGACCAGCUCUCUGAGAUGCAUGAUGAACUGGAUAAUGCAAAACACACUGAUGAAGGGGAGAAAGAGAUUCUGAUUGAGGAGCUGAUGCAAAUGAAGCAGGAUCUGCAAGAAGUAUUGAUAGCAAAAGAUCAACAAGAAGAGAUUUUGAGAAAGAGAGAGAGAGAGCUCACAGCUUUGAAAGGAGCACUUAAAGAAGAAGUGUCCAACCACGACACAGAGAUGGAUAAACUUAAAGAGCAGCAUGAUAAAGAAUUGCUGGAUCUGCGACAGAGCCUGGAGAAAGCAACAGAGAGUGCUGCUGUCCUUGCAAGUGAAAAAAAUGCUGCACAAGAGAAGCGAAAUAGUGUAGAAAAUCAAGUCAAAGAGCUGAUUGAGGAAAAUAAACAAUUGAAGAGAACACUUACUGAGCUAGAGAGGAAAAUUGAGGAGCUGCACAAACAAAUUGAUAAUAUGAAAGGAGAAGAAAAUUCAUUGAAGGAAAAAUUAGAGACAUAUGAGAAAGAGAAGCAACAAUUAGAAGAAGCUUUGAAACAUGCUGAAAUGGAGGGAAAAGAAUUGUUAGUGUUAAAAGCAUCUUUGGAAAGCCAGCUAGAAGAUAUGCAGGAGAACAUCCGUUGCAUUUCGCAGGAACGACAGCAGUUAAGUCAGCAAUUAAAAGAUGAAACUCAGCAGAAGGAGCAGUUAAAGCAGAUAAAGAAUGAAAUGGAGAAUGAACGAUUGGAACUGAACAAGACUGUUGAGAAGUUACAGGAGGAGAUGUCUGAAAUGGUGGAGAUCUCAAGAACAUCAACUCUGGAGCUUCAGAGCCAGCUUGAUGAAUACAAGGAGAAAAACCGCAGGGAAUUUGUAGAUCUGCAGAGGCAAUUAAAGGAGAAAAACAUUGAGGUAGAAAAAUCACGCCUGAUGAACAUAAGAAUGCAAGAUGAGAUGCGUCUGAUGGAAGAAAACCUGAGGGACCACCAGAGAGCCCAGGAUGAGGCAAUAACAAAAACUCAGUUACUGGAACAGACUGUGAAAAGCUUGGAGUAUGAACUGGAAGCCAAAAACCACUUAAAAGAUGAUCGGGCAAGACAAAUCAAACUAAUGGAGGACAAGUUGUCUCACCUGGAACUUGAGCUUGAUGAAGAAAAGAAUAAUUCAGAUUUGUUGUCUGAGAGGAUCAACAGGUGCAGAGAACAGAUUGAACAAAUGAGGACAGAGCUGCUUCAGGAAAGAUCUAUAAAGCAAGACUUGGAGUGUGACAAGAUUUCGUUGGAAAGACAGAACAAGGACUUGAAGAGCCGAAUCCUUCACCUGGAGGGUUCUUACAGAUCUAGUAAGGAGGGACUUGUUGCUCAGAUGGAGGCAAGGAUCACAGAGCUGGAAGAACGACUUGCAAAUGAAGAGAGGGAUAGAGUCAAUUUCCAGCUAAGUAACCGCAGACUUGAGAGAAAAGUGAAGGAGUUAAUGUUGCAAGUAGAUGAUGAACAUCUGUCAUUGACUGAUCAGAAGGACCAGUUGAGUUUGCGUUUGAAAGCAAUGAAACGUCAAGUUGAAGAAGCUGAAGAGGAAAUAGACAGACUGGAAAAUGCUAAAAAGAAACUUCAGCGAGAACUUGAAGAGCAACUAGACAUAAAUGAACAAUUGCAAGGACAGCUUAACACUGCAAAAAAAGAAUUAAGACUGAAGAAGUCACCAAGUAAAAUGUUGGCUGAUUCUGAUGAUGAUGACGAUGAUGAUGAUUUCAGCACGGAUGGUGAUAGUCUCUGUGAAGUACCUUCAGGAAAUAAUUUCUCAAAAGACGAUGACAUAAAAGUCUAAAUAAGUAUGGAUGCAAUUCCUUGAAAGUACUGGAAGAAUAACAUGAAUUAUCGAGAAACUGGAUAUUCUAGAAGCCAAAUGACAAAGGGAUUUAAGAGUUGGGAAUAUAAUGUUUCCAUCUAUAUUGUGCCAUUUUCUUAUUUAGAUCUCCACUGUUUAUUAUAGAAAUCAGGAUUGCAUUAUAAAACACCUAUGAAACUAUAUAUAUCUAUAAACUGCUACUGAAAACGUGGGAAUAAUGUUUCACAUUGGAGAUGGGAUUUUGCUAAAAUUCUGUUCAAGUAAAAAGCCAUCUGAUAUUAAUUCAAAAUUAGUUUUUAGUUAUUAAAAGCUUUUCCCUAAAAUUAAGGAAACUAUGGAAGAUUAUUUAAUAAUUGUAAGUAAGGGGAAAUUAUGUAUAAAAUGUAAAUAUUUUAAAUUUGAUCUUUUUAUUGACUACUUUAGUACUAUUUUGUAAAGUUUCAAAUAUUAUAUAAAUCAGUUUGAUAUGUAAAAUCUUUAAGUUUAUAUUGAAUACUAUGUUUGGGUUUUUACUAAGAGAAAAAAAAAAUGAAAAUGAAUACAUUUCAUGCAUUACAGAACAUAUUCAUAGUUCUUGGGCCAGGAAGUACAUUUAAAAACCAGUGUAAGUUUUAUUGUAUGUGUUCUGUAUAUUAGAGGUCAAGUGUUAAUCCUGCCUAUUGACUUUAAAAGGACCAUCAAAUCUGCAUGAUGAGAGAGGCUUGGCUUCAACUUCCUUGUAAACUUCAUUUUGGAAGCUUUCUGUUCUUAGUAGGGAAGGUUGAGAAUGAUGUCAGUCAUUACUUGGUAUCUUUCAUCUCCUGAAAGGAAUUAAAUUCUGCCAGAGCCAGAAUGUUAUAGACCUGCUGAUUUGAGGACAUUUGGAUAGUCUUAUCUUGCAAGUUUCUAAAGAGUCCCACUUGUUACAGUAAAAUUAUGUGUGGUCUUUAAAUUAAGUACAUGCUUAAAUCUAUUAAUUGGUACAAAAAUUUUAUGCUGCUGGCAAGAAAUUACACCAAGGAAACAGCAUGUAAUCUGAUUUUUCUUUCUAGGUUCUUCUUGACCAUCUAUUAGUGAUAUAUUUCAGCACAUGGUCAUAUCUGCAGAUAUAUAUUGGUAUUUCAGUAUCUGCAUUUUGGGUUAUCCAUCUAUUCAACAAACUUAAUGAGAAAUUUAAAAGAAAGAGCAUUGAAGAUUUUAUUUUAAAAACAUUUUCUAUUUUGUUGCUAAAAAUAUUUUUUGCUAUGUAUAUUACACUAGACUGGUUUUGCUUCUUUGCAAAUCUAGAAUUCCAAGGAAAGGGCAUUACUACAAAAUUUUGUUAAUAAACAAAAAUAGUUAGGUCCUGUCUAUUUAUCAUAAUUUUCCUCAGUUACAGGUUAGCGAGCACUUGUUCAUUGAUUUGAUCAAGUAAUCAUGGAAUUGUAAAAAAUACUUUGAACUAAAGUUGCUGGGAGCUUCCAUUAUUCCCACAAAGGAAUCUGCUGCAGACAACAAAUUUAACAGCUCUGACAGUGAGGCUGGCAGAUGUGGUUAAGGCAAAAAUCCUGACAAUGGCAGUAUCCAUUUUCAUACAGUUACAUGAAAUGAAACUCCUGCCUGCGAGGUCAGAAAUGUAUUCCUGUAUAGCAGAUCACAGACUCUUUGCCAUGUAAUUCCCUUCAACUUGCUUUUGAUCAUUUGAAUUAUACAGGAAAUAAUAGGAAUGGCAAAGUUGUAAUACUUUGUCUCUGAAUCUUGUAUCUUUUCCAGUACCAUACACAUGGAAUAUUUUGCAGUAUUGGCAUUACUAUUUUGACAUCACAGGAACAGCCGUUCAUCCAAGAAGACCUGUGCUACACUGUACUGACAAUCAUCAUUGAAACUGCUGUGAUUUAUUUGUUGUGUCAUUUGCAUGUUUAUGUUGACUUAACUUCAAGCAACUGAUUGCAAUCCCCAGUACUCUAUCCUGUAAUGUUCAUAGAUGACUUAUUUCAAACCACUGGAAAAAAAAAUCAAUUAAUAUUGCAUCUACCUCCAGUUACACUAAAAUGUAAAAAAAAAAAAAAAAAAAAAAAAUUAACUUAAAAUAAACAGUCAGUGCUCUCAGCUCUACUUUGUGCAUAUACCUUGAUAUGAUAAUUGAAUUUCAUAUAGAAGACAUGUUUAAAACAUAACAAGAAAAUAAUGACCUGGGAAAUACUGAUGCUAUAAACAAAUUUCUGCAUUUUCUUCUCUUUAGAUAGCUACUUUCUUUUUAACUUGUAAAGCAGGUGGCAGGUGUACAUCUAGAAGACUCCUCAUUUGAUCUUAAUAGGAGGAAGACAAUAUUUUUGCAGACUCCUACUGGCAGCAAUUCUUAGUAAGCCUCUUCUUUUUCAGAAAAAGAACUCAUCUUUAGUUUGUUUGCUUGGACUUGCCAGUGGCAUUUCCUCUUUAGUGUUCUCAAAUAAUAUGACUAAAACUGUUAAGACACUGAAAAGGAUAUUUCAAUUCAUUCACCAAGGAGUUGGUAGCUCUCUUUCUCAAUACUUGUUAACUAUGGUGAUAGUAAAAUCAUCUUCAUUGCCACAAACAAAAUUUAUAAUAGUUUACGGUCAUCUUAUUUGUUCACUCUACCUGCUGUUUGCUCUCAUCAAAGCUCAUCUUCAGUCAAAGUUUAGUUUGGAAAGAUUUUCCUGAUUUUUUCAUGUAAUCUAUUUUUAAAUGAAUUUCAGAAGAAGCUCUUGACCCAUAAAAGGAAGCAAGAGGGAGUUAUAUGUAAAGAAACAUGAUUACAAGACAUUUAGUGCCAAGAAGUUUGUAUAAACGUCAGAGUUUCUAGUGUAUUACAGAGACAUGGCUUGAAUUCUGAGCUGUAGAGACCUUCAAUUUUCUUCCACAGUACUACAGUAUCUCUUAAACAAACAAACUCAAGCUAAAUCAUGUUUUCUAUAAACCUAAACUGAUGACUUUUAUAGUGGAUGCUUGUCUCUCAGUGUAAGUAAUCUAUAGUGAAAGGUUUAACUUUUUGUCCUUUCUGGGAUUAAUGGCCUUGAUUUUCUGAGUCUGUUAUUGUAGAUAGGCGAAGACAAAUUACUUCUACAAGAGUUUUUUUGUUUUAAAUCACCAACAUUUGGCAAGUGCGCCAAAAUCUUUACGUGGCAGCUUCUGUACAGUGCAAAAUAUGUAAAUGUUAAACAAGUGAAGAAAAUCCUCCUGUCCUCCAUAGACUCCUCACUCACUAAGUAGAGAAAUUAAAGAUACUCAUCACAGUAAUGCAUUUUAAUGCCCUUAAGUUUGGAAGGCAUCCCUUUUCAUAAAAGCAUUGAGAUUUUUAGAUAUUGUAUCUCUUGUUGGUGCCUGAAGAAAUAAAAAGGGAAAGUUGGUA